This is a messenger RNA of Paramormyrops kingsleyae, 1148 nucleotides long. It is a transcript of the gene stpg1, whose product is annotated as sperm-tail PG-rich repeat containing 1. Gene Ontology annotation, cellular component: germinal vesicle; male pronucleus; female pronucleus. Gene Ontology annotation, biological process: epigenetic programing of male pronucleus. Gene Ontology annotation, molecular function: histone binding; chromatin binding. The record is from RefSeq and is a predicted model, not a curated record. NCBI's taxonomy places the organism in Eukaryota, Metazoa, Chordata, Actinopteri, Osteoglossiformes, Mormyridae.
UGGCAACGUACGCAAACAGUCCAUUGCACUGUGUGGAAAGUGCAUUACGGUGGUUAAAUGAAGAUGAUGGAAGAUAACUGUGUAGCGUUUAAUUCAGGCCGUUCCCAGAGACAUCCAGGAAGAUACUAUACAAAGGACAAACCUCAGAUGGACGCGAAUGACAGCCCCAGACCUGCGGAUAAGACUGCUUCAAUCCCUACUAGAUACCAGACUGUGGUGAAAAAUAACACAGACAAGAAAGGUUUCUCCUCACAGACCAAGAGGUUCAUUUCUGAAGAUGUCCAGAAUGACACGCCAGGACCAGGCUCCUACAUUUCCCAGCAGUCUGCAGACCUCAUCAGCCCCUCAUUCUCCACGAAGGGCACCGGCGGUUUCGCAUCACAGGCCGCCCGCAUGCCUUGUCCCCCCCGCCGUUGCACCCCUGGGCCCAACGUCUACAACCUUCAGACUUCCCUACUGUCCAAGUUCAGCUCCACCAAGGGCUGCUCCAGAGUCUUCUGUAUGCCUAUAGUCAUGAAGGUGGAAGACCAGCAGAAUCAGACGCCUUCUCCCAAUCAGUACCAUGUGUCUUUUAGUGCGGUUGAGAGGAACAGCACUGUAUCUGCCCGGUCUUCAUUUGUAUCGAAGACCAGCAGAAGCGGCCUGCACCGCGCUGUUGAAGGUCCAUCUCCGUGUCAUUAUGCUGUAAAUGAUGCCCUAACCAAGACGUCCCCUAAGGUGCCCGUCUCCUGCUUUAAGUCUGGAUCCAGCCGCAUUCAGCCCCCAGUGAUCAGCCAAGCCCCCGGGCCGGGAAGCUAUAAACCAAACCAGCCCCCUGAACCCGUUAAGAGGACCAUUUUCCCGAAGAAGUACUACCUGGUAUUGGCUGCCCCAGCUAUGACCAUGCCAAAGACUCCGCCCCUCCCAGGGCCUGGCCAGUACAACAUUGUGGACUGCAAAGGCCCACACAGGCAGUACAUGUCUAGUGCAGUGUUCAUGUCAGGGACAAGCCGAUGGAUCAGAGAAACAGGCGGAGAUGGACUUCCUGGGCCAGGUCUCUACGAUCCCCGGAUGCCUUCAAAGAAGUCCUUUCUUUACAAUUUCUCCAAGAGAUGGAUCCCUGCCUGAAGACCAGUCUCUCCUUCUAUAUGUUUGCGUGUGACUUACGG